AUGCCUGGUCCAGGUGGUGGCCCUCCACGCAAGAGCCAUACCAAGUCCCGCACCGGCUGCAAGACUUGCAAAAGGAGGCAUAUUCGAUGCGAUGAGACCUCCCCUCAAUGCCGCAAUUGUACCAAGCACAACUGCCGCUGUGACUACCAAGAUGCCGUCGCCGCGGAAGGUAGCCCACCAGCCCCUACAACACGCAGCCCCGACCUGCUCAUGUCGCCCGAGAUCGAAAUGGAAAUCGACAACUGGCAUCGCACCGGCGUCCCCCCAUAUCCUGAACUGAUCCAGUGUCCUCGCUCCGGCUGGUCAGGCCUGUCCAAGGCGGACCUGCGCUUGAUCCAUCAUAUCAUCGGUCUCUCGAUCGACCUCCACCGACGGGGCCUAGCUGGCUGCACGGUGUGGGCACAGAAGAUGCCAAAUCUCCUGGCCAUCUCGCUGUCGUAUGAUUUUGUGAUGAGCUCGAUCCUAGCACUGUCGGCGUUCCACCUUGCAUUCAUCACCCGGGAUCAAGAAACCAGGCGGCUGGCCUAUCACCACCGGGGUAUCGCUCUCCAGGGUCUUCAGACUGCCAUCGGAUCUUUCUCCAAGGAAAACUGCGACGCCAUCCUCGCGGCUUCCAUCCUCUUGUUAUGGCUAGCGGGUGAUCAUCAAAGCUGGGCAUCUCUCCAACAAGGAAUCUCGACCGUGCUCGAAUCCAUGCACCCAUUUUGGAGGCAACAGUCGGAGCUGGCGCGGCUCGUGGAGGACCAACGAGCACUGAACAUCACAGACCUCUCACCAAGAGCCAGCGAGUACUACUCGCUAGACGAAGAGAUGGUACAGCUAGAUCAGACGAUCCAACAGCUAAAGCUCACUAAAAAGCGCGUCUCGCACAAUCCUGAACACUCACAGCGACUGGGCGAGCUGCUUGACUUCGUACAAAAAUUCCGCGAAGAUCUCCCCACACAGACCCCCGAACAAUCAUUCGAGCGAAGCAUAAUCCUGCGCCAGUGGCUGUUCUGGCUUCCACCAUCUAUGCUCCGCGGCGGCGACUCCGAAGUCACCGCGCUAGCAAUCAUCUCCCAGUUCUUCGCCGUCGGAAUCACGCUCGACCGCUUCUUCCCCGAGAUGGGCGGUGCCUAUCUGGGCUCCCUCUCCGUCGGACCCAUCGAGGAGAUGUACCGCAUCAUCGUCGCGCACAGCGCCACAGACCCCUUCAGCGCCGACCUCCGUCUGGCACUGUCUCAAAUGGAUCUGCCCCGUCGCGCCGUCGCGCGCCCGUCAAGCCCCUACCUGCACGCUCUGCACGAAUAUCCUCUCCCCUCAUCUUCCUCACCCGUUUCCGCAUCCCCAUCACACGCCGCCUACACGCCCCCGCUCCAGUCUCCGCCCGCCGUUACAGUCGCUGGCUCGCCGUUCCAUUUAUCAGAUGGUGGUGGCUACAUCACCGCAGCUCCCUCGCAUCAUUCUCUUUAUCCGCCCUCCCCGCACCUCCAGAUCGAUACUAGCGACGUCCAGCUAGGUCUGCCGGGGCUGGGCCACCAUGCCGGCUCCAUCUCGCCAUCGUCAGCGUUUACCCCUCCCUACGUGGACGAUAUCUGCGCUGACAUGCCGCGCGCAGACGGCACUCUGGGGUUGAAUAUGGUAUACCCGCAUCCGCAGACCCAUUCCUUUGAAGUCCCCGCUCUGGUUGCCCCAGAUUCAUGCUGGACAUGA
Molecule: messenger RNA, 1692 nt
Organism: Penicillium riverlandense
Lineage: Eukaryota; Fungi; Ascomycota; Eurotiomycetes; Eurotiales; Aspergillaceae
Product: putative C6 transcription factor RosA-like
Exons: 5
Coding region: 1-1692 (563 amino acids)
Biological process (GO): regulation of transcription by RNA polymerase II
Molecular function (GO): zinc ion binding; DNA-binding transcription factor activity, RNA polymerase II-specific
Source: RefSeq, a predicted model, not a curated record